CUUCAACAAGCAGUAAAAAAUGGAGCUACAUUUAUUACAUAUUUAUUCAAUGCAAUGCUUUCUUUUCAUCAUAGAGAUCCAGGACUGAUUGGACUCAUAGCAUGUCCACCUAGUGUUGAGAAACCAUUAUUUUUUGGUAAAGCUGAUGGAACUCAUACGCAUCCGACAGCAUUAAAAAUUGCUCAUAAAAUCAAACCAGAAGGACUUGUGUUGGUAACAGAUACAUUGUCAGCUAUAGGGCUACCAGAUGGAAUACACUAUUUGGGUGAUAAACAGAUUGAAGUAAAGAAUUCAAAAGCAUACAUUGCUAACACAAAUACAUUAUGUGGAAGUGUGACUCCCUUAGAUGAAUGUAUGAGAUAUUUUCUAAAUGCAACAAAUUGUAGUGUUACUGAAGCAAUUGAAACAAUAACUUUACAUCCAGCUAAGGUCUUAGGAAUACAACAAUUUAAAGGUACACUUAAUUAUGGAGCUGAUGCUGAUUUUGUAUUUUUGGGAAAUAAAUUGAAUGUUCAAUCAACUUGGAUCAAUGGACAAUGUGUAUUUAAACAUAGUAGUGGAGCUGGAUAUAUUGAGAAAAAAAACAACUUAAAUAUUUCUUAGUUAUUACUUGACAUUUUAUUAGUUUUAAAUUCAAUAUAAUAAUUUAAUAGUCAAUAGUAUUACCUAAUGUACAUAUUAUGAAACUUAAAUUAUUGAACAUAAAGACACUAAUGGAAUAGCCCAUUAAUUAAUUGAACAAUAUAAUUAAAUAAAACUUAGAAGUACAUUUUUUCUAUUUACUGUCUUGCUUCUGGAUUUGAUGCUCCAGUAAUCAUCAUAAAUAUGACUAAUGGUAAUAUAUACAUCCACUGAAAAUAUAUAUUUAUAAAUAAGUUAAUACUUAAUUCUCUUGAUAAUAUCUUAGUUAUUAUUAAUCAAACCACACUAUUAAUUGUAAAUAGAUUAAGUCGCGGAAGUGCACGGACUGCAGAAAGACGGUGACGGGCGGUGAUCGGUUGUAACGAACGGUUAACAACAGACAAAAACGCCGCCGAAGCUCUCGGCGGUUGUCACCCACGCCGUGGGAGCUUCGGGGCUCAUCGCCGACUCAGACUCUGGUUCGAUUAAUCGCUCGGGUGUGCCGAUUGAUUAUCGAACGAGUGGUGAUACCUAGGCAAGGGGGUCUAGCGGGUGAGAACGCGGUAUUCGUGCGACACGACCGUGUCAACUCUCCCAACCCCCAAGCUGAUAGGCACCUUUGUCUAGAGCCGUGUGGUGCCAUCGGGUGACCCGGACACCUAUAGUUGCGAUGGGGGAACUGGCGAUUACCGCCCAGUUUCCCAUUUGCCAAAACUAUUCCCGGUAUAGGGCCUCGAUAUCGACAAGGAUGUCGUCACCGCCCACCUCCAUUGGUUCGUGUGACACGAACGCUGGAGGGGAGGCCUGACAAGCAUCCUCGUCUACGGUCGGGGUCCCCUCCCGGGGAAUAGCGUCCACGGGAGUUUCCGGCUGCCGUUCCGGGAUCGGGGCUGGAGGCGGCUGUGCCCGUGGUUGGGCAGUUGCCGGCUGUGGCCGCGGCUGGACAGUCGGCAGCCUCCGGAGUUGUUGCUGGCUGGGACGUCUGUGCACCGGUGGUAGGGCACUGGCCAGCGCUGGUCCCUGUGCUGCGCAUGCCAGUGGUGGUUGGCGUGCCGGCCGCGGUUGUGGCUUCGCCGUUGGCGCCAUGGUCGCCUUCCGGACCGUCCGCUGUGUGUGGCGGACUGGCCCCGGUAUGGGCCGACGGUCCGUCGGUGCCGGUGGACUCGCCGGUGCAGCCCUCGCGUGCUCGCGCCACCCGCGCUCAUACGCCGCCCACAGACGAGGGUCGGCCCGUAGCUCCGCCGUGUCUACAUCGCCGAUCUGCUGGACCGAUAGUCCCUGCGGUGCGUCCGGAGGGAACUCUGUUCCCAGCCCGAUCAGCGUCGCCCUGGUCUGCCGCAAGAUGUCGAGUUGGGAGGUGGUCUGCCACGCGGUUCAUGCACGCUUUUUGGUGCAAUGAUUUCACUCAAUAUACCUUCCACCAGCUCUUUUAUUUCAUCCUUCGCUAAAUCAUGCACUACUUCGCCGACAGGUGAUUAUAAUGACUGAUAUGUAUUGGAUGACAUUGAAGGUAUAUCGAUACAAGUCGAAAGUUCAGACAGUUGUGCAUAUCCA
This is a messenger RNA of Aphis gossypii (cotton aphid), 2175 nucleotides long. Its product is annotated as N-acetylglucosamine-6-phosphate deacetylase-like. Gene Ontology annotation, biological process: N-acetylglucosamine catabolic process. Gene Ontology annotation, molecular function: N-acetylglucosamine-6-phosphate deacetylase activity. The record is from RefSeq and is a predicted model, not a curated record. Lineage: Eukaryota; Metazoa; Arthropoda; Insecta; Hemiptera; Aphididae.